Hyaloscypha bicolor E is the source of this 1221-nucleotide messenger RNA. RefSeq lists its product as uncharacterized. The transcript has 2 exons. NCBI's taxonomy places the organism in Eukaryota, Fungi, Ascomycota, Leotiomycetes, Helotiales, Hyaloscyphaceae. The coding region runs from base 134 to 1006 and encodes 290 amino acids. Gene Ontology annotation, molecular function: DNA-binding transcription factor activity, RNA polymerase II-specific; RNA polymerase II cis-regulatory region sequence-specific DNA binding. The record is from RefSeq and is a predicted model, not a curated record. Gene Ontology annotation, cellular component: nucleus. Gene Ontology annotation, biological process: regulation of DNA-templated transcription.
CUCAAAUGAGUCCACUUCAUCAUCGCCCACACAUAGACACCACACCAGAUCAACCUCGAUCCCGUCAACAGGACAGCCGGCAGAGCUUCCCUCCUAUGCCCUCGCCAGUAGUGGCGCCGGUGGGAAGCGCAGUAUGCCCGCCCAUCCAGCAGAGUCUCCUGCUAAAAAGCAAAGCAAGUGGUCGGCAGAGGAAGAUGCUCUGAUCAUCGAUCUGAGAGGAGGCGGGAUGAAGUGGGAAGACAUCUCCAAGAGACUCCCAGGCCGUAGUGCCAUUAGUUGCCGGCUCCAUUAUCAAAACUACCUGGAGAGGAGAAGUGAAUGGGAUGAGGAGCGGAAGAACAAGCUUGCAAGACUCUAUGAGAGAUUCAAGCCAGAAAUGUGGUCCAAGGUUGCGGAAGAAAUGGCGGUUCCGUGGCGCGCAGCAGAGGCUAUGCACUGGCAACUUGGUGAGGCCGACAUGGCGCGUCGAGCUGGUGUAGUUCCAUUCUCUCUGUCAAGUGUCACAGUGGAUGCACCGCCAGGAAGCCAUCGAUCUUCGCCGACUCGGGGACACUCGCACAGCCAGUCCCAGUCAAGCGCCAUGAGUGGUCACUCAUCAUCUGGCGCACACUUCAGCAGACCAGCAACUGCUCACAGCGGCUCAAGCAGCACCAAGGGUAGUGGAGGAGGCUCGGCGCGGACGAUUGCUGCUCGUAGAGACAGCACUCCAAGGUCUGUCCCACCGGCAAGUCCAAGCGACGGUCUGGCUUUGGCGGCUAUUGGUCAAGGGAUGGCGAUGGGUAUGGGAAGAGGAAGUCAACUUCUUCCCAGCGUAGCUGAGAUGACCACUGGAGUCAGUCCGUACAAUACGCCUGCGUAUGCCAUGUCGAUGCCGAUGGGAGGGGGCUACUCCAACCCUGGCCCUCUGCUACCAGCUAUCGGGAUGAUGGGUGGUGCUAGACCUGAGGGCAAACGGCGAGCAAGCCCCGACAUGGGACCAAGAGAGACGAGUCGUCGCAGACAGUGAAAAGAAGGGGCGAGGAAAGGGAAAGAACGGCGUUGCCAGGAUUGCUUUGGCGAGAAAUAGAUGGACGAUCGCGAGACCUUGUGCAUUUAGUAUUGGGUUUUCGAGCAUUGAGCAUUGCGCAGCAUGGCAUUGCAUGAGAGAUAUCCAUUGGUGACUUGCAUAUGAUUGGGGUUACGGUAGGAUGGGGCCAUUGGUAAACUUCUUAGAACUGUAUU